AUGCCUGGCAAGAACAACAAGAAGGCCCUCGACGGGCAGGACAACAGCGGCGAGAAGGAGCAGGAUCAGGACCAGGCCGAGCAGUCCGAGGAUAACUCUCUACUCGACCAACUCGACAAACAGCAGCAUGAACGGGAUGACGAUGAAGUCGAGUCAUUGAUCAAGGAGCGGGAUGACAUUAUCUCCCGGCUCAAGCGUAUCCACUUUUACGCAACCAGGAAAAUGUUCAAGCAGAUCGACCAGAGCAGUAUGGACAUCAUGGUUGACCGCCUCUACGACCUCCAGCAGCAACUCGGUGUACACGACGAGUUUGAAGCAAUCUUCGAUCAGAUUACUGAGGUGAACAGCAUUCUGCUGGAGCGAGAGGAUCGUGAGAAGUCUAUGAACAUCAGCCGGCACUCGAGCAGAGAGUCGCUGGCUUCAUCAUCCCAUUCGUCACCCAUCAUCGUCAUGAACACAGCAAACGAUCCCAACUUGGUCGUUGACCCUUGGGACGGCACAGCCACUGGAUACUACAAGUUCGAGCGCCGCUUCGUCUCGACUUACGUACAGAAUGACGCCUACAGUCCGGCAAACCGUUUCGCCGCGUACGCCAGACUGGUCGGUCCCAAGGGACGCGACAUCAUCGAUGAUCUGGAACAGACACCCAAUGGCCUGGACACCGCCAUGAAGCGCAUGCAGGAACGUUUCGCCCACAAGGAACAAGUCAGAGCUGAUGUGGAGCGAAAGCUAGUUAACAUCCCAUUCGUAAAGUCCCAAUUUGAUGCUCAGGGUUUCGGAGCCAUCAUCAGCGCCACUGAGUCAUCGCUUCGAGUUCUGAAGCAAGCAGACAUCGAGAACAGCUACAUUGACCGAGUAGUGUUCGGCACUGUCGGAUCAAAAAUCCCGCGCCCAAUGCUAGAUCGUUUCCUCCGGAAAAACGACUACGCCGAGGACACAGACAAGCUAAUCAGCUACCUUCGGAACAUCGUCGAAGGGCUCCACAAGUCGGAGCGGAUUGUCAGCACGGCACUCAACGUGGCCGCAUCUUCAAAAGCUCGCAUCAACGCGAUCGAGUCCAGUCCCAAUCCAAAGAAAUCAGGCCCUAAGUCGCCCCGAUCGCCGCACGCCGGCCCAUCGAUCAAUCAUUCGCAACAUCAGCCAAGGAGCAACAGGACCGGGCGACCAGCAACUCAACAGAGCUCGAUCACUUGCCGACUCUGUGAAGGAGAUCACCAUUCGUUCUUCUGCAACGAGGGGACGGUGGACAGCCGCAAGCGUCUGGCGGUGUCCAAGCAGUUUUGUUUUCGAUGUCUACUGCGACAUCCAGGUGCCCCAUGCCGAUCGUCGUACAUCUGCCCGUGCGGAGGCACACACACCAGGGUGUUGUGCUCGAGCGGAGGGGUCCGCGCUCCGCCGCAGUCAGCUGCCAACAACAACAGCAACAGCAAUCCAACUGGGUCGGGAAUGCCUCCCUCCAGUCAACAGAGCAGUCCGCCACCAAGUCAAAACCAGAAUGCCCAGACACAGCCAAAGUCCGGCAUUACUAUGAGCAUCCCCAAGGCCGGUGCGAAGCCAUCUUCGACUGGCGGUAGUAGUCAUCUCAAAUACUCGCGACCAGACCUACUGACUACGUACUACGAGACAGUCGUAGUGAAGAUCAACAACGAGAUGGUCCGCGGUCAGCUGGACAGUGGCGCUGGGCGGACGCUGAUCUUGCAGGAGCUCGCAGACCGACUCAAGCUGCGACAUUACAGCAAGCAUGACCUGAAGUUAGGAGGAUUUGAUGGGCUAAGUUCCCAGUCAAGCGAGCGACUUGUCACCGCUCAACUGAAAUCGAUCAGAACACACCAUUCGUUUAAAAUGAUCAUGUGCGUCACGCCCCGCAUCGACCACCGACCUCGAUCAGUGUCCAGCCAACUGUGGAAUGCUCUUCAAUCUGAGGGCUAUGAGCUCAGUGACUCUCCGGAGUACGACCAGCUUCCGAUCAGCAUCGUCGUCGGCGCGGAGUACUACAGACUCCUGUUUCGCGGCAACUAUGUCAGUUACAACGAUGACCUCAGCCUGCGCCCUUCCAUCUUUGGCUGGGUGUUGACAGGAACAACUGAGGAUGACAGAUCAAUCACUCGCCGACACAACUCUCCAUUCGUUGGACUAAUCAACAGCGCCAGUCAAUCAGAAGAUGAAACCUUUCUGCAGUCAGUCGACGCCACUUCGCUCCUGACAUCACCAUCACCAGCAGACGCCAAGUUGGCACUGGCAAACACUGAAUCCCUGUUCUCUACGAACAGCGCCAACGACAGCAAACUCGAAGAGGAGUUCAAUCAGGAGUUUAUGGACAAGAAAGUUCGUUUGCGCGACGGUCGUUAUUCAGUCAAGCUCGAAUGGAUUGAUCCAAUUGAGAUGGGCAACAACAAGCAGGUUGCUCUGAUUCGCCAUCACCGUCUGGAGCGCAGUCUAGAAGCUCGUGAUCUCACACUCGCCUAUACCAAAGAACUAGGAGAGAUGGUGAAUGCAUUUACUGAACCAGCUGAGGAACAGUGCACUUCCAAAAAGUGUUACUACAUGCCACAUCAUCCGGUGUUACGACUGGAUAAGGACACUACGAAGCUGCGAGUCGUCUUUGAUGCUUCCUCGCACGCGACAGGCACCAAGUCGCUGAACGACAAUCUGUACAAGGGUGUGGUCAAGUGGGACCUCCUUGACGUGCUACUGCGCUUCCGCUUUGGCCAGUAUGCAGUGACAGCAGAUAUUGAAAAGGCCUUCCUGCAGAUACAAGUUGACCCAGAGGACAGGGACGCGUUCCGCUUCUGGUGGAAGAACGACACUGGACAACUUUCUAUUCGUCGCUUCAAAGUUGUGCCCUUUNCAAGUUGA
Messenger RNA from Rhagoletis zephyria (snowberry fruit fly), 2856 nucleotides. The record is from RefSeq and is a predicted model, not a curated record. NCBI's taxonomy places the organism in Eukaryota, Metazoa, Arthropoda, Insecta, Diptera, Tephritidae.